Molecule: messenger RNA, 833 nt
Organism: Mesoplodon densirostris (Blainville's beaked whale)
Lineage: Eukaryota; Metazoa; Chordata; Mammalia; Artiodactyla; Ziphiidae
Gene: FDX2
Product: ferredoxin 2
Exons: 5
Coding region: 2-562 (186 amino acids)
Biological process (GO): P450-containing electron transport chain; positive regulation of oxidoreductase activity
Cellular component (GO): mitochondrion
Molecular function (GO): 2 iron, 2 sulfur cluster binding
Source: RefSeq, a predicted model, not a curated record
GAUGCCUGUCAUGGCCGCCUCCGUGGCCUGGGGAGGCGUGAAUGCUGGGUUCCUGCUGCGGGCUGCCAGGGGUUCCUGGUGGUGCCGACCCGGGGGCUUUUGGGGGUCCUGGGAGGCGGCGGCGCCUGCGAUAGCCAAGAAGUUCCGGGCGACAGGCUCGCGCCCGGCGGGGGAGGAAGAAGCUGGCGGCCCCGAGCGGCCCGGGGACGUGGUGAACGUGGUGUUCGUAGACCGGUCAGGCCAACGGAUUCCGGUGAGCGGCAGAGUCGGGGACAAUGUUCUCUACCUGGCCCAGCGCCAUGGGGUGGAUCUGGAAGGGGCCUGUGAAGCCUCCCUGGCAUGCUCCACCUGCCACGUGUAUGUGAGCGAGGACCACCUGGACCUUCUGCCUCCUCCUGACGAGAGGGAGGACGACAUGCUGGACAUGGCCCCCCUCCUCCAAGAGAACUCCCGGCUGGGCUGCCAGAUUGUGCUGACACCUGAGCUGGAAGGAGCUGAAUUCACCCUGCCCAAGAUCACCAGGAACUUCUACGUGGAUGGCCACGUCCCCAAGCCCCACUGACACAGGCAGCUGGAUGGUCCCAGACACUCACGGCCCCAGGGCCAGGACUGGAGGAAUAGCCAAGUUGCCAGCCCCGCCCAGAGCACGGGACGGGCCCGGGAAAGAUGGCGGAAGCAACCGGAAGGCCAGAACCCCCGCUUCAGAGAGAUCCCACGUCCAGGCUCUGGUGGGGACAGGGCCCCUGUUGGGGCAGCCUCCCCCAAACCCCUGAGAAUGGGGGUGUGGAUAGGGGUGGAAUCUAACCGGAGAGAUAAUAAAACCGUCUCACAGA